Cyclocybe aegerita is the source of this 687-nucleotide messenger RNA. The record is from the annotation of a GenBank genome assembly. Lineage: Eukaryota; Fungi; Basidiomycota; Agaricomycetes; Agaricales; Hemipholiotaceae.
AUGGUCCCUCAACGUUUCAACCCUUCACAAGCUCCCUUCCUAUGCCGUCCUCGGCUCUUACGGCUGCCGCGACCUCCUCAACCUUCCUUGAAACCCCCAUUAUCCCUGACCACACGUACCACCUCAACAAUCGACGCCACCCUCCUUUCCGCACCCUCUAUAUAUCCCGCACCUUCCUCAGACCCAUACGACCACGACAUUCAUGCUGUCAUCAUCAGCAUCAUCCAAAUCGCCGCACCUCUCCCGACCGAGUGGCCUACCAUCCCCGACGACGUCGUCGAUCCUAUCAACAAUGCACAGAAUGUCGCAGUGUCAAGGCCCACCAACAUAGACCAUUCUUCCUCAUCGCCGGCAUCGUCCUCGCUGCCGCCUUCAGCGGGUGGUGUGGACCCCGCUAAACCCGAGCCUGACGUGCCGCCCAUGAGAUCAACCGAUGCCUCGCACUUAUCACCUCAUGGUCAAACGUCCUCUCCAACCUCUCCCAAUCGGAGUUUAUCUACAAGUCCAGAUGCGAACCUUGCGUCAGUAUCGACGUCGUCCACUAUUCAAACCUCUUCUCCCUCGUCGUCGAGGACCCUCGUAGACGACCGCCCACGGAGUACCAGUACUGGAGCGAAUCGGGCGGAGGUCAAUACACGGACGCGGCUGAUAGCUGCCCUAUUCGUCCUUUGGCUGUUGGUCCCAUAG